CCAUAUUUGAUAUCAAUGAACCAAGAACGUUUCUCCUGUGCUACAUGCUCAAACUAACGUGGCAAUGGAAGUCGUCAUCUUACCACCAACACCUACUACAGAAGACCAAUCUUGUAACAGUAUCUUUAACGGGCUAGAGAGCAGCCACGAUGACGAAUCGAGAGAGGAGAUACGUUCCAUUGCAUCACCAGAACUGGCCGAUUCUCACACAUACAGCUCGCGGGACGAUUCGGAUAGCGACGAGUACCACGACACAAAAGAGACGCUGGACAGCGAAGAAGAAGUGGUAGGCGGUGAAUUACGUCAACGUACACGUGGACCGGACGAUGUCGUGGUUGACACAGAGUUGUUGCAGAAGAUAGUGCAACAGGUCGAGUUCUAUUUUAGCGACGAAAACAUUACCAAGGAUAAGUUUCUUCUAAAGCACAUAUGGAGAAACAAGCAGGGGUUUGUAAGUAUCAAAUUGAUUACAAGCUUCAAGAAAGUCAAGUGUUUGACGAAAGAUUGGCAAGUCGUCGCUCGUGCUAUUUCAGAGUCUUCCAGUCAGUUGGAAGUAAACGAGACGGGCACCAAAGUUCGUCGAAAAUCACCAAUACCAAAACCAGACAAGACAUCAGCGCACCGUAGCGUUGUGAUAACCAAUUUUGAUCAUAAUGAUCCUAGUCUCGAUGAAGUGAAGGGAAUGAUGUCUCGUUUUGGAGAAGUAGUGCUGGUUCGCUUUCUCCGUCCAGGUACAACUCUUCCUCAGGAUGUGAAGGAGCAUCAGUCUUCACACUGUGAAUUUGGCGUUUCAGUUUGCGUGGUUGUUGAAUUCAAACACGCAGGUGAAGCAGAGAAAGCCUCCAGUGAAUAUGCAAAGAGUGCAAACUGGAGGACUGGGGUAAGAGUGAAUUUGCUAGCAAAAGAUGAAGGAAAAGGUGGUCAGAACAAAACAAAUGAUGGUUCUCCUAUUGAAAGAAGAAAACGAAAUUCAAAAAAGAAAGGCAACCGUUUGGAGGAACUCAUUGCAGAGGAUGGCCACAGCACUUGCAGUUCAUCAGAUGCCGAAGGUCUCCCUAUUCCAUUCGCAAGCAAGAGGAGCUCCAAAAGCCCCAGAGGGACACCAGACAGCACAUCAUACUUGAGCACAAGUCCGACAAAAUCAAUCAGAAGUGGGAACAGGAGUCAUUCCCCUAGUCCUGAGAUAUAUCGAAAGGUCAGCCCACAUUCCAGUCCUCGACCUAUAAGGGGAAAUGUUUCUUCUAAUGUUCAUCAUGAACAUCAUUCUGUAUCUCCACGUGCUAGCCCUCUACUGGGAAGACGCACUCCUGAUGCAACAUCAGCCUCAACCAGUCCAAGGAUAAGUGGAAAACUUGGCAGCAGUAGUCCUGAUUGGCGGGUCAUUCGAAGUCCAACUGGUCCAGAUGGUACACAGGGAUUUUCUAAACGUAAACAGAAAGAUCUGCAGUUGUCACGAGUGCCCUAAUAUAGUUCUUGUUGUAUGGCACUCCAUGUGUUUAUAGCUGGAUAGUGGUCUAUUAGCUUACUACAGACUGAUCUAGUGGCAGAAUUAUAGUAUAAAUACAUAUCUUGUAUUAUGGCACUACACUGACUCUCAA
Messenger RNA from Corticium candelabrum, 1598 nucleotides. RefSeq names its product la-related protein 6-like. Gene Ontology annotation, biological process: RNA processing. The record is from RefSeq and is a predicted model, not a curated record. The transcript has a single exon. Gene Ontology annotation, cellular component: nucleus. Gene Ontology annotation, molecular function: mRNA binding. NCBI's taxonomy places the organism in Eukaryota, Metazoa, Porifera, Homoscleromorpha, Homosclerophorida, Plakinidae. Bases 65 to 1465 code for a protein of 466 amino acids.